AUGUGGCAACAACAAGCCUUUGUUUUGGAUUCCAAAUUUAAUGCCUAUAGAACUUCAAACCACCCAAAUUUUAGAACGCUUUACAUUAGGAGAAGAAGUCAACUUCUCCGAGAAAAAUCUAAACAAGAUGAUAUGAUUCCAGGUAUGCGAAGAAAGUAUUUACGUAUUAGGUCAGCAAUUUUACAAAACAGAUAUAAUGUAAAUUUUGAUAUGCAGUCCAACAGUGCCUGUAGCCAAAGUACUAGUAUGAUGAGUUUAAAUAAAGACAAACAAUUAGAAAUUGAUGUAGCACCUCGAAAGUAUGAUUUUUUAUCAUCACCUAUUCCAACCACCCAUGCUCAAGCUUCCAAAGCUAUUGUUGGAAAUAGUACUAUGGAAGAAAAUUAUGCAUUCAAUAAUGUUCACCAUAUCUAUGAUCAGCAUUCAGAUGCAGUAACAAUGUUGAAGUUUGCCAAUAAUGAUAAAUCAAAAUUAUGUUGUGCUUCAAACGAUGGAACUCUUAGUAUUUGUGAUGUUUUGACAUCACCACCAUGUGUAAAAGCUAUACUAAGAUGUCAUACAGGCCCAGUAACAGGUUGUGAUUGGUCUGCUUCGGAUGAAUUAAUUGCUAGCUGUUCUACUGAUGCAACUAUUUGCUUUUGGGAUGCAAUUCGACAUUGUUGUCUAAGAUGUGUCAGUGAUCCUUUUUAUUCAUCUGUUUUGGUCUGUUUAUUUAAUCCUAUCAACAAUAAUAUUCUCAUUACUGGCAACAAGGCUGGAUUUGUGUGCGUAUUAAAUGUAUCAACGGGUAUGUACCCAAAAGGUGGAAAGCACAAAAUUGGUGGUCAAAUUUUAUCUCUUGCAGUUAAUAGUAGUGGACAAAUAAUAUGGGUUGGAAAUGACAAGAGUGAAAUUGUAUCUCUCAAAUUAAACAGCAGUGAUAAUAGUAUUCUUACUAAGUGUCAUCGAAUUAUAACAUCUCCAAAUCGUGGUGCAAUUACUUGUUUGAGCUGGAGAUCAUGGAUUAGCCGAGAAGCAAGGGAUCCAAUGUUGUUAGCAAAUUGUGCAAAUAAUAUAUUAUGUCUUUACAAGGUUUCUGAAAAUGAUGGUGGCUCGUUGUAUUUAAAAAAGAAGUUUUUGGUUCAUCACGCUCGCAGUAAUCACUUGCUACGUUCAACGUUCUGUCCUAUUAUGUCAUUUAGACAGGGUGCUUGUGUUGUUACAAGCAGUGAAGAUUCUUGCAUUUAUUUUGUAGAUGUAGAAAGGGAAUCUAAUUAUACCGUCAACAAAUUGCAAGGGCAUGCUUGUGUGACUUUGGGUGUUACUUUUAACUACGAUGAGACUAUAUUAGCAACAAGUGACAUACAAGGGAUAAUUAUUAUUUGGUCUCGACAAUGUCAAAAGCAACAACAACAAAUAUAA
Molecule: messenger RNA, 1401 nt
Organism: Macrosiphum euphorbiae (potato aphid)
Lineage: Eukaryota; Metazoa; Arthropoda; Insecta; Hemiptera; Aphididae
Source: the annotation of a GenBank genome assembly